Olea europaea var. sylvestris is the source of this 1311-nucleotide messenger RNA. RefSeq lists its product as uncharacterized. Bases 1 to 1311 code for a protein of 436 amino acids. The record is from RefSeq and is a predicted model, not a curated record. The transcript has 3 exons. Lineage: Eukaryota; Viridiplantae; Streptophyta; Magnoliopsida; Lamiales; Oleaceae.
AUGUGUAAGGCUUUUCUUCAAACACUGACCAACGUUGCUAGAGAUUGGUUCUCGACCUUGGAACCCAAUUCUAUAUCUUCCUUUGCGAACCUGGCCGAUAAGUUUUUGCCUUCUUUGCCAGUAGCAAGCGCAUCAGAAAGAUGGCGACCUCCCUCAUGCAACGCUGCCAAGGCCAAAAUGAGACUCUCCGUGACUUCAUGGUUCAAUAACGAAAGGUUGCAGAUCCCCGACCUCCAUAUCACUGUGGCAAUCUCCACUCUUACUCAUGCUAUAAGAUGUGAGGCAUUCAAGAUGUCCUUGUCUAAAACACCGUCAAAAUUAGUGAUCGAGCUCUUGACCAGAGAGGCCCCUCGAAACAAGCAAAGGCAGGAGACCCCGCCAUCAUCCUUCACCAAAUUGAACACUUCAAGAGCCAACAAACUGAUGGAAAUAAAGGAUAUGAAGGAGUUCAAAUGGCCACCUAGAAUGAAGUCUCCUUCGGAUGCCAGGGACCGAAGCAAGUAUUGCGAUUUUCAUAAGGAUCAUGGGCAUACCACGGAGAAUUGCAUGGCCUUUAAGCGGGAAAUCGAGGCACUUAUAAAGAGAGGACUCCUCGGUUCAUAUGUUAGCAAUGAUAAGCGUCUUAUAAAUGACCAUGAUAAAGAGAAAUCCCCGAAAACCAAGUGUGAUCACCAACCAAUGGCAGGGACUAUCAACAUCAUUGUUGGAGGCAUUGCAUCAGGAGGAAACUCAAACAAUGGACGAAAACAAUAUAGCAGGCAGCGCUGCUCAACAUCUGGAAUGCACCAGGAUCGUCUUGAGGACAUUACAUUCGGAGGUAAAGACCUUGAUGGUGUGUCUCUUCUUCAUGACGAUGCCUUAGUCAUUUCAGCAAUUAUUGCUAACUUCGAAGUAAGAAGGAUCUUAACUGAUAAUGGAAGUGCAGCGAACAUCCUAUCGUAUAAGGCCUUUGGUAAGAUGGGUAUCUCAACUCAACAACUAAAGCUUGCCCCUGUUAAACAAGAUCAAGGCAAUCGUGUCCACUUUUCACCUUGGCAAGAAAUUCCCUAUAGGUCACAAGUAGGAGUUGUACGAGAAGAUCAAGUGGCGGCUAAACAAUGCUAUAUCACCAGCCUACGGGAGAUAAGCACCGAUGUCAUGCAGCUUUCCGACACAGAGCCCGACCCCGACCACCGAAUGAGGCUUUCACCAGUCGAAGAAUUGGUAGAGGUCGAGAAAAAAGUAAAUAUUGAUUGUGUCUUGAUGAAAUCCUUACAGCGGAACUCAUUGCUUGCUUAUCUCGAAACAUCGACAUCUUUACAUGGAAAGUGA